CCUAUGGGGUCCGAGCGGAUGGAGAUGCGGAAGCGGCCGACGGCCGCCCCCCCGGAGGCACCAGGUUCUGCCCCAGGCCAGCCCGGAGUGGGGAGUCGAGGGUCCAACGCCUGCUGCUUCUGCUGGUGCUGCUGCUGCAGCUGCUCUUGUCUCACUGUUAGAAACCAAGAAGAUCAGAGACUCACAAGAGCUUCGCAUGAACUCAGAACAGACUUUCCAGCCUGUGAAGAAAGCCCAACUCCUACUCUGGAAGAAGUCCACGCCUGGGCUCAGUCAUUUGACAAACUAAUGAUCACUCCAGCAGGAAGAAAUGUUUUCCGCGAAUUUCUCCGGACAGAAUUCAGUGAAGAAAAUAUGCUUUUCUGGAUGGCCUGUGAGGAACUGAAAAAAGAAGCUAAUAAAAGCAUCGUUGAAGAGAAAGCAAGGAUAAUAUAUGAAGACUACAUUUCUAUUCUUUCUCCUAAAGAGGUCAGCCUAGACUCCCGAGUCAGAGAAGUCAUCAACAGAAACAUGGUGGAGCCGUCUCAGCACAUAUUCGAUGACGCGCAGCUUCAGAUUUACACGCUCAUGCACAGGGACUCGUAUCCUCGAUUCAUGAACUCUGCUCUUUAUAAGGAUUUGCUGCAGUCCUUAUCUGAGAAAUCAGUUGAAGCAUAGGAUUUUUCGAAUAUAUUUAUUCUUAAUAAAAUAACAAAAGAGCUCACGGACUACAGCUAGCACAGGGAAUUUAGAGGCAGUAAUAUCUUCUGCUGGAGUGCUACUCGGGCUAUUUUCAUAACAGAUGAUUCCUUCGACGCACAGCUACAUAUUCACCACGUAAGUCGAGGCCACCUUUAGCGAUACUUCUGAGAAAAAAA
Messenger RNA from Carlito syrichta (Philippine tarsier), 857 nucleotides. It is a transcript of the gene RGS20, whose product is annotated as regulator of G protein signaling 20. NCBI's taxonomy places the organism in Eukaryota, Metazoa, Chordata, Mammalia, Primates, Tarsiidae. The transcript has 4 exons. The coding region runs from base 4 to 657 and encodes 217 amino acids. The record is from RefSeq and is a predicted model, not a curated record.